Aspergillus fijiensis CBS 313.89 is the source of this 719-nucleotide messenger RNA. RefSeq lists its product as uncharacterized. The coding region runs from base 153 to 665 and encodes 170 amino acids. NCBI's taxonomy places the organism in Eukaryota, Fungi, Ascomycota, Eurotiomycetes, Eurotiales, Aspergillaceae. The transcript is spliced from 2 exons. The record is from RefSeq and is a predicted model, not a curated record.
GUGGACGGCGAAUAUUGUUUCCCUGUCAAUCCCUCAGUAUGCGCCGUGACUUGGCAUUCGUGAGUCGCGAUACGUAUUCAUGUAUAGGCUGCUCAUUACUUGUGUGAUAUGCGUGGAAUCGGCUUCCUCUAUCACGACGCAUCCUGCAUGCGAUGACUAGUCAACCUGCGGAUUGCUUAGUCUUAGUUCGGCGCUUCUGCGACUCGACGGAAUGGUCAGCAAUGCACCCAUGCACGCAUUCAUGUCCGAACAGUGAUCUGUCAAUCAUGAUGACACACUGCAAAUCACUUGGUCACGACGUUCUUCAUACUUGGGUCUAUGCUGCAGUGGAGAAAAGAAACUGGUUCCCCCGCCAUGAGCUUGGGGACGUAGCUUGGCUCCACUGCAUGCGGUGCCCAUACCAGGGGUGUAGCAACGUGGCUGGUCGCUCAUCGAUUGCUCGCGAAGCAAGGAUACUUCUGCUCAAAUUUACCGAUGGGUCUGUGGAAAGUCCGGACAUAGAUCGACUUUCCACAGAAUCGAUUGCAAGAAACGCAGCCAAGCCACUUUCCUGCCAUGCGGAUCAUUUACCCGUGGAUGUGCCGGGAACCGAUGCUUAUCGCCCGAUUGAUUACUGUAGCUUUGAAGCAUGUAGGUGGAUCACCAGGAUAACAUUGCCAGGGUAGGCUUAUCCCCACAGUUCACUGCUCUCGGUGGUGCAUUCGAUUUCACUUUUCGCA